This is a messenger RNA of Carassius gibelio (silver crucian carp), 6962 nucleotides long. RefSeq names its product EH domain-binding protein 1-like protein 1. The transcript is spliced from 21 exons. The record is from RefSeq and is a predicted model, not a curated record. The coding region runs from base 189 to 4469 and encodes 1426 amino acids. NCBI's taxonomy places the organism in Eukaryota, Metazoa, Chordata, Actinopteri, Cypriniformes, Cyprinidae. Gene Ontology annotation, molecular function: protein binding.
UGUCUGCGCUUGUCUUCUGAAGACUUCACUUUGACAUUUGGAGCAUGUGUGAACGAGGCGGCGGCGCGGAGCGGAGCGGCCAUCCCUGAAACACCGGGGGUAGGCGAAGUGACGCAGCAAUUCCCCCGAUGUAUUUUUAAUCCAUCAGUCUCUUCUGUGAGGAAUUGUCUCAUGUGAGUGCAGUCAUCAUGACAUCGGUUUGGAAGAGACUUCAGCGCGCUGGCAAAAGAGCGUCGAAGUUCCAGUUCGCCGCGUCCUUUCAAGAACUCACCGUUGAGUGCACUAAGAAGUGGCAGCCAGACAAACUGCGAGUGGUUUGGACCAGACGAAACAGACGCAUCUGCAGCAAGCUACAUGGCUGGCAGCCAGGUAUCAUGAACCCAUACAGGGGGACUGUGGUUUGGCAGGUUCCCGAGAGCGUGGACAUCACUGUCACUCUUUUCAAGGAUCCAAAUGCAGAUGAAUUUGAGGAUAAAGACUGGACCUUCAUCAUAGAAAAUGAAACAAAGGGCCACCGAAAAGUUUUAGCGUCAGUGGAUGUGAACAUGAAGAAGUACACGAGCGCGACCCUGGCUCAGUUUGACCUGACACUUACACUGAAGCCUCUGUCUGUCAAAGUGUUGGACGCCACGCUUAAACUCACCCUGUCCUGUGUCUUCCUGAAGGAGGGCAAAGCUACGGAUGAAGACAUGCAAAGUCUGGCGAGUCUGAUGAGUUUGAAGCCGUCUGACAUUGGAAACCUGGAGGACUUCAAUGACAGCGAUGAAGAGGAGGACAAAAGAAUGUUUGCAGCGGUGAAAAUGGCCACAGCAGUAAUAGCUCCUCUUCCUCCAGCUAGGAGAAUACAUGACAAGGCCUGGAGACCUGCUGUAGACACAGGUUUCUCUGACACAGAGCAACACAGACAGUUAAGUGUAUUAGCGGAGGAGGAAUGUCCCAAUACAGUGUCUUCUGCUGAUGAGGAUGCAGAUGUUCAUCAGAACUAUGAACCCCAACCUCACAGAGCAGGAGUCAUCCGUACAGCCAACCAUAGAACAAACAGCAGUUUGGACAAGCAACGGCCUGUUUCUGGACUAGAGGUUGUGCGGCCUGCAAAAGGGCCACAACAUCAUUUUGUCCAAGACAUCUCUCUUUUCAUCCAACGGACUAAGGACGAAUUGCUGGAUGCAGAGAAACCACCUAUGCCCUUACUGUCUUCAAAUAAUUCUCAUGACCCAAGAACUGUCACAGAACAGACCAUUUCAGGUUCAAAAGAACAUGUGGCACCAAGAAAGACUAAGAAAGACAUUCUUCAAGAGACAUUUAGGUUAUCAACAUCAAUUUCCAAUCCAGCUAAGCCAACUGCUCAGAGCAGCAACUUCUCUGUCAUAAAACAAACUGAUCAUUAUUCUCAGAGAACAUCACAUAAUGUACAGCCAGGUGGAGCACUCACUUCAGCUACAAAAGAUAAUGGUCCAUCUUUAGAAACAGAUUGUUUGAUUAAUAAACCUGUCCCACUGAAAAGUGCUUCUUUUUCUGAAAAUGUGGUGAGAGUAUCCACAAUUGAGAUUUGUUCACCUGAACCCAAAGAGAACCCCACACCCAAAGAAAUGAUAGUAUCAUUUCACAGAAACAGUGGAGAAAAUGUUCCCCUUAUGCCUCAAAAAGACACAGUAACACAAUUACGUGGUCCUCAGUGGCGGAAGAGUAAUGCUCAAACCAGCAAAGUUGAUGAAGCCAGUGGAGAGUUUGAAGAAAAGAGCACAAUGCCUACUGUCAUCACAAAUAUGUCUCAGUCUGAAGACACAAGAAAGACUCAAGCUGGUGAUCAAUUGAAUGUGAAAGAUCAGGUACAACUGGAUCUGAAUGUUCCUGAGGCGCUGGAAGUGAAACUGCGAAUCAAAUGCACUGGUCUUCCAGUCCCAAUGCCACGUGUGAAGAAAUGUCUCAGUGGAUCUUUUACAGAUGAUAUUCCUUCUCCUUCAUCCACCCCUCCAUCUCAAGCCGGUUCAGACAACAUUGCUCCUCAAACAGAGGACCAUCAAGAUUCAAGUCUUCCAGUCCCAUUGCCACGUAUGAAGAAAUGUCUCAGAGUUUCUUUUCCAGAUGCUCUUCCAACCCCUUUAUCCACUCUUCUUUCUCAAGCAGAUUUAGACAAAAUUUUUAACAAGACAGACAACCAUCAAAAUUCAAGUCUGCUAGUCCCAGUGCCACGUGUAAAGGAACAUCUCAGUGCAUCUUUUCCAGAUUUUCUUCCAGCCCCUGCAUCCAACCCUCCAUCUCAAGCAGAUUCAGACAAUAUUGUUUUGGAAACAGAAUACCAUCAAGAUUCAAGUCUGCCAGUGCCAAUGCCACAUGUGAAGAAACGUCUCAGUGGUUCUUUUCCAGAUGAUCUCACUGUUCCCUCAAGGUGUCUACUACCUCCUGUAGAUUUACUUGACAUAGGAGUCCUUGAGAGAGGACCAAGUGAAACGAGUAUGCCUGUCCCAAUUCCCCACUCAGAGAAACUCAAUGACAAGUUCUCUGAUGAGAACCUUCCCAGCUUACCUCAAGAUUCUUACUCUGCAGUCUCAGAAGAAGCCGAGCUUCCUAUCUCAGAAAAUGAUCAAUGUUCUGUUGAAGUGGCUACACACUUGAGGGUAGACGCAGGGAUAGAGAGUCUUGAAGAUUCCACCCCCUCAAGUGCCAAUGAAGUAGAGCUAAACAGAAAAAGCCUGGAGGAGUCUGGUAUUGAACAUGUUGGGCAGAUAGAAUCUGAUGUGACCGAUAUUUGUGAAAAACCCAAGACUGGUGCUCCACUUGGUGAACAUUGUGAGGACAAAAGGGGAACAGAGCAACAAACUGAAAAAUAUCCAUGUGUUGAGAAAGACAAGAGUGCUGUGCAUUUUGGAGAGGUUGUAGAUGAAACGGGUGUUAUCUUAAAUGUCUUUAGACAAGCAACAGCUGAAGAUUCCUCCAGUCAUCCUGUGCCAAUGCCUCGUGUGAAGAAACGUUCAAGUGCCUCUUUACCAGAAGAUGCCUCCAUUCCCAGUUCCUCAUCAGCCAGUCAAAGUACGGUUUCAGAAAAGGCCAAUAAUGAGCCCACAGUGCCUGUUUGUAAUAAACGAAGAGCUGCAGCAGAUGCCAUAGACCUUCAGGGAAGUUCCACAGCUCACACAUCACCAACCAGUGAAACAGAGAUUGGGACCUUGGUGAAUUCCAGUCAGUCUCUGUUGGAAUGGUGCCAAAAGGUCACACAAGGUUACAAAGGCGUCCGCAUAUCAAACUUCAGCACCUCAUGGAGAAACGGCCUCGCUUUCUGUGCCAUCCUGCAUCACUUCCAUAAAGAUAAAUUGAAUUAUGAAAUGCUGGAUCCAUAUGACAUUAAGCGCAACAACAAGAAGGCGUUUGAUGGCUUUGCUGAACUGGGCAUCUCUAGGUUGAUAGAGCCUUCUGACAUGGUGCUGCUGGCAGUGCCUGACAAACUCAUCGUGAUGACGUAUCUCAACCAGAUCCGCACCUAUUUCACCGGCCAGGAGCUCAGUGUCAUACAGAUCGAGAAGAACAGCAGCGAAUCCAGUUACGCUGUUGGUGAGAAGAGGGAGGAAGCCGACUCUGAAGCCGCUGUUCGCUACUGUGCCGAAAGGCUCCAGAGCAGCGGCAUCACUCUAGAGACCAAUGGAAGCUUCGCUGAAAAGGAAGUCAAAGGAGGUGCUGGUGUUUUGGUGCCACCUCCAAGAACGAAGCGAGCGCAGGGCCCAAGCCAGGCUCAAGGAUCAGGGGCCACUCAGCCUCCAGUGGCACCACCCAGAAAGGCCUUUUCUCAUCUCAAGGAUGCAGAUCUUGUUAAAAAGCGUAGAUCAAAGCUGCGGGGAGAGUCAAUGGAUGAGCCUGAACCACAUGAACAGCAGAGUGGUACAGAGGCUGCAUCAGUCCAAGCAGAAAGUGAAGCAGUCAAAGGAGGUUCAGAGUCACAAAAUGUAGAGAAUGUUGAAGAUGCUACUGCAGGAGGGAAUCAGGAUGGCAGCCAAUAUGUCCUUAGUGAGAUUCAGGCACUGGAGACUGAACAGAAGCAGAUAGAUUGCAGAGCAGACAUUGUGGAGAAGAAACUAAAAAGACUUAUGGAAUCUGGUAGUGAUCGUGUAGAAGAAGAAACACUGAUUCAGGAGUGGUUUACCCUGGUCAACAAGAAGAAUGCUUUGAUCAGGAGACAAGACCAUCUGCAGUUACUGCAAGAAGAGCAAGAUUUGGAGAAAAGGUUUGAGCUGCUAAAGAAAGAGCUUCAUGAUUUAAUGGCUGUGGAAGAAUGGAAGAAAACCGAGGCCCAUAAAACCAGAGAGCAGCUGUUGUUGCAGGAGCUGGUGUCUUUAGUCAACCAGAGAGACGAGCUUGUGCAUGACAUGGAUGCCAAAGAGAGAGGGGCUCUUGAAGAGGACGAGAGGUUGGAGAGAGGACUAGAAAUGAGGCGCAGGAAAUUUGGAAGUCAGAAAGAGAAGUGUGUGUUACAAUGAGGGAUCCUGUGCACCUGCUUUUAUCAAAGUCUCUGUAAGAAAAAAAAAAGUCAUGUCACUCAGCGGCCAUCUUUGAAACGCCUCUCGGGCAUCCAAGUGCAGCUCCUAUCUCUUUGAACGGGGAAACAUUAAAUUCUCCAAAACUCUUCAACAAGUUUAGGAUUAAAUUUCAUAUUUGAAAUCACCAAAUAAAUCUGACAACAACUGUGCCUUAAAUGUUGUUACUUUUGUUUAAAUAGUGUUAUAAAAAGCUUAUUUCUCAGGCUAGAUCAGCAAAUGUGCAUGCGCAGUCCUAAGAGUACGCCUCAGAGCGCUGACUGUUUCAAUAGCAACCAGGACUUCUAAGGCAGCUGCUGACUUUACAGAUUUGCGAUUGGCUCUUUCAUUCAGAAGGCGGGGCUUCCUGCGAUUGAGCGAGAAGGGUAUAACUGCAGCCUGGACAUCUCCAAAUAGAGGCGGGAACUCCAAAACAGGGCGGGAGCUCCAAAAUUGGGCGUGGCUUCCUCCCAUUGACAGACCAGCGCAUGACACGCAUGCACAAUUUUUUCCCUAAUCCACUUCAGUGCAAACUCCACCCCACAACUGAUUCUUGAGUUUUUAUUGGUUUUGUCAGUUAAAGUGUUUCCUACACUAUGCAAAAAAAAAAAAAAUGCUAACCCCUAAACCUACCCCACACCUUACCUUAACCAGUGAAAAUGACUGAAUGGCAGGAUUGGCGCUGAAUAGUGUGGUAAAGAAAGUUCAGGACAUAAACAGUUAAUACGAUUAUUCGAUAUGCGAUGGCACCUUUUUAGUUACACCCAGCAUCACUACCCCCUCCUAGCCUGUGAAUUUCGUGCCCCGGGACGACCCCGUUGCUUGGAAUAAAACGUUAAGAGUAAAAUCUUUCCCCUCCUCUGGGACGGCUCCUGAAUGAUUCCCGUUUACAUCAUGAAGCAGAGGUUCAGACUCGGGUCCAGACACCACUGGCCACAAGCUUUGGGCUCUGCUCUCAUAUGGAGAACAUUUAUUUAUAUAGCAUUAUUUUAUUUUAGAUGAUCUAGAAACAAUGUUUAAUUUAUAAAGUUUUAUUUUGAAAUGCAAGUCAGUAACAAUUGGCUGAAGCCACAGCCAAUGGUGAAAGUCAUUGCGAAAGGAGACCCUGCCCCAUCUUGGAAGUUCUGCCCAAUUUUUGGAAUUCACGGCCCGUUUUGGAGAUCUCCGGUCUGCAGUUAUACCUACUUGGAUUGAGCGGCCAUACUGAGCGUUGCAUUGUUCCCCAUUCAAAACUAUAAGAGUGACAUAUCUUGGGUAUUCCAUAGUCUUUGCUUUUAUACAGGAAAGUCCCAUGUUAAAUCCUCUGCUGAUGGACUAGUGACUGGGGUGUGUGUGGACCAUAUCACAACAAAUGACAAGGAGAUCGAGCAGCAUGAAUGCUCAUUUCAGGGUGGAUUAAAAGUUGUCUUAUUUUGGAGACCUUUUUAGUUUUAGAAUAUUUGUCUGAAAAAGUGAAAUAGACAGUUGUAAUGUCCCAUAGUCUUCUGAUAGCAGUUCUUGUUUUACAUUUUCAAUAAAAUAAUAUACAUGUAGCCUUUGCAGUUUUAUUACCUUAACUUGUUUGUAUAAGUUGGUUGCUGCAGGGAUUUUUAAGGUAUCUCAAAGAUAUGUAAAAUAGUACAGUAUAAGUUUAAACAGAGCAUUCAGUUUUAAAUGUCACUGUUGUGUUACAAGGAGAUUAUGUUAAGUUAUGCAAGUCAUACAUUAAACUAACCUAACAAGCAGACAAUACAGCACAAAAGCAUGGGAGAAAAUCCAAAUUUUGCACAAAAUUACUCUAUUAAGGCACCCUUUUUAUGGAUAUCAUUUGCACACUAUGAUCCCAACAAUGCUUCUCCAAGUACUGUUACAAUGGUUGCCUGUUCUAUUUGAAGAGCCCUGCUUUAAUGGCCAUGUUCACACCGCAGGAGAAUACAGUUGUCAGUCCUGUAUCUGAUUCCUGAAUAUGUUUAUGUUCAAACAGUACAGUUAUUUACAGUAUUCUGUAUGCAACUCAAAUGCUCCAAAUGUGACAAUUUGAUACUCACACUUGUAAGUAAUUGUGGUUGUCAAACCCCAAAACUGACAAUGUGAACGUAGCCAAUAUCAAAGAACAUGGAAAAUGCAUAGAAUCUGUAUAGAUGCAUAGAAUCUGUCAGAGUAUGCACAUGAAGUGUUAGCAUUUUGUUUUAAAAUAUCUGAAUGAAAAAAAAAUUGCAUAGCAUUUAUAUAACAUCAUCUUUCAUCCAUGUAUGGGACAGAAUGCAGACGCACUCCCAGAACUUCAGAAGAAUUGGUGUGUGUGAUAACUAUUUUGAUUGACUGGUUGUUUAGAGACUCGGCUUUUUGAUUUGAUGUCAUCGUUGGCCCUGUUUACACUUUUUGAAGUUGUGAAUUGUUUUUGGAAAGUCCUGUUGUCAGCUAACACACUACAGCUGACACGUCUUUUGGGAAAUAAAAUUGUUUUCUAAUUCUGAA